Molecule: messenger RNA, 5310 nt
Organism: Macrosteles quadrilineatus (aster leafhopper)
Lineage: Eukaryota; Metazoa; Arthropoda; Insecta; Hemiptera; Cicadellidae
Exons: 1
Coding region: 1-5310 (1769 amino acids)
Biological process (GO): DNA integration
Molecular function (GO): nucleic acid binding
Source: RefSeq, a predicted model, not a curated record
AUGGCUACCAGAUCAAUUUCACUCUCAAACUUCAACAAAUCAACCCUUCUCAUACAAAAUUCUUUUGAAAAGAUUCUCAAAUCUGUACAAGAGCUUGAAACACUUUCCCCCUCAAUCUUGUCAGUGAUACAAAUCAGAACUUUAAACAACUUCUCGAACCAGUUAGAAAAGAAACAUGAAGCCUAUGAAAAUUACCUGGAAAGAGCCUUGGAACAUAUAUCAGAAGAAUUAGAUUUGGAUGCAGUAAGUGACACUGAAGACAAACUGCGACUGCUAUUCGUCGAAGCCAAGUCUCGGAUUGAAGCCCUUCUCCAACAGCAGCCGCAAGAUGUUCCAGAAGAAAGUAAAGAUUCAACAAGAAUUAGUGACAUCUCAGCUUCAUCAUCUGCUCACGUAAGACUCCCAAAACUAGACCUCAUCACGUUUGAUGGUUCUCCUCUACAGUGGGUAAGUUUCAUCAACUUAUUUGACACUAGCAUCCAUCUGAAUGAAAGCAUUUCAAACGUCACUAAAUUUCAAUAUCUUCUCAGCGUGCUCAAAAAUGAACCACUAAAUCUCGUAAAAGCUUUCAGUAUCACUUCAGCCAAUUACUCAAUUGCCUAUCAGCUCCUCAGAGACAGAUACCACAACACCCGAAGGUUAACUACACUUCACCUCAACAAACUGAUCGACCUACCGGACAUUUCCUCUACCUCAAACAAAUGUCUCAGAACGUUCCUCAACUUGUUUUAUGAACACACAGAAGCACUUAAAGCUCUUGACUGUGACAUUACUUCUAACUCUAACCCUCUGUUGUCCACGAUACUCUUACGAAAACUAGACAAUGACCUUCUAAAACAACUAGAGGCUUUUAGAAUUAAUAUAAAAUGCGAAACACAUUCUCUACCAGAAGUAGUCGAAAUAGUCAAGUUUCUUAAUCAAGAGUGUAACCAAAUGGAAGACGCUGUGUUACAUACCAAGUUUGCUCAAAGUACGAACAACCACAAUUCAAAUUUUAAACCCAAAUCUUUCACAUCCAAGCCCUCUUUCAUUCAAGCUCAGAAAGUUACAAUGGUCUCUACUCCAACUCCAUCAAAUCAAGACAACUCAAAAAAUCCUUUCUCAUUUCCCUGCUUUGUCUGCUCAUCAACUGGCCACAAGGUUUAUGCUUGUCCUAGCUUUCUCUCUCUUUCUUCAAAUGAACGUUUUAAAACCGUAAAGGACAACAACAGAUGUGUCUCUUGCCUCGGAAAACAUGAUGUUAAAACAUGUAAGUCUAAAGCAUCUUGCUUCAAAUGCCACAAACGUCAUCACACCUUACUUCAUUUUGAACAUGACAAGACAUCUCAAGGUUCUACAUCAUCACAACCAUCAACCACUCAUGUUUCGAAUGAAAAACCUACCGUAUCUCUUUGCUCACAGGAAGCCAGUCCUGCUAAUCAAAUCCCUAAAACUGUAAUUUUAGGCACAACACUGGUUAAAGUUACUGCUCAAAAUAACGUUUCUCAUGUGUUCAGAGCAUUGAUUGAUAGUGGCAGCAUGUGUGAUUUUAUUAGUGAAAAAGCUGCUCAACUACUGAAUGCACCUCGUUUCAAAUCCAACUUACAAGUAGUUGGUCUUUCUCAAUCUCCAACUCUCACAAAGGGUAUUGUGAACCUCACUGUUAACACACUGGCAGGAAAAUUAGUUGCAUCCAACCAUGAAGUGCACAUACUUGAUAAAAUAUCUAUCAAUCUCCCUAGAUCUCAAAUAUCACAAAGAGUUCUAUUGAAAGUAAAACCUUACCCCCUUGCUGAUCCCAGCUUCCACUUAUCAGGGCCCAUUGACAUGCUGAUCGGAGCUUCUCUCUUCCCUCUUCUUUUAACGAAUGAAAACUAUUCUCUCGGCCCUAACAUGCCUAACAUGAUGGGAACUCACUUUGGCUUUGUUGUUAUGGGGAAUGCACCUUGUUCAACCGAUUCCCAGCCUGCCAACACUCCAUCCAUCUCUCUGCUCUCAACGGUUGACAACGAAUUGCAUAACUCUCUACAGAAAUUUUGGAAAUUAGAGGAAUUAUCUGUACCCUCAAAGAUAUCGGUUGAAGAGCAACAGUGUGAAGAUCUGUUUAAAGCUACCCACUCUAGGGACGAAAAUGGCCGUUACUUAGUUCAGCUACCAUUUAAAGAAAAUCAUCCACCUUUAGGAUCUUCCAAACUCAUCGCAGAACGACGUUUUCACUCACUUGAACGACGUUUUACACUCUCUCCUGAUUUGUAUAAAGCUUACUCUGACAAUAUAAAUGAACACAUCUCUCAAGGUCAUAUGGUAAAACUACCUCAUCUAGAUAUCAACUCUCCUCACUAUUUCUUGCCACACCAUGCAGUUGUGAAACCAUCCAGUACCUCAACUAAACUCCGAAUCGUUUAUGAUGCAAGCUGCAAAACCAGCUCUGGAAUUUCCCUCAAUGAUUCUCUCAUGACCGGCCCUAAAUUACAGACCAACAUUUGUGAUAUAUUGCUACAUUUCAGAAUACACAAUAUCGUUUUCACUUGCGAUAUUCGCCAAAUGUAUCUUCAAAUCUUAAUCAAACCUUCCGAUCAACUGUUCCAACUCGUCUUGUGGCGUGACAAUCCCUCUGAAGAUAUAUCCACAUACAAACUCACUCGAGUGACUUUUGGAGUAAAUAGCUCACCCUACUUAGCGAUUCGUACCCUCCACCAGUUAGCUGAAGACGAAGGUAAAGACUUCCCUGAAGCAGCAAAUGUCUUGCGCACUCAGACUUACGUAGACGACAUUGUAACUGGAGCAGACACGGUAGAUGAAGCAAAGAACCUUCAAAAUCAACUCAUUCAACUACUCAACCGUGGACACUUUGAACUUCGAAAAUGGACUUCAAAUUCUCCCGAGCUUCUUCAGUCUCUUCCAGACACUCAUAAAGACUCUCCAGUCUUUCUUGAAAAUACACCUGAUCCCCAUUUCUCAAUUCUUGGCUUACACUGGUCUCCAGACUCGGACAAUUUUUCAUUUCAUCUCAACCUACCGCCAAAAACACUAACUAAACGUCACGUUCUCAGUCUAGUCGCUAAAAUAUACGAUCCUUGUGGAUUUCUUAGCCCAUGUACUAUGACAGCGAAAUGUUUUAUUCAACUUCUCUGGACGACCGGUCUACAAUGGGAUGAACCUCUCACUCCAGAACUUAGUGCAAUUUGGAGUAACUUUAUCUCAGCGAUACCAGCACUUGCAGACAUUCAGAUCCCUAGAGCAUUGAAAAUCUCUCCAAAUUCUAGUGUUGAACUUCACGGCUUCUCAGACGCCUCUGAACGUGGGUUUUCAGCUGUUGUCUAUGUACGAUGUUCCCAACCCAACGGAGAAGUGACCACACGUAUGGUUUUAUCUAAAACUAGAGUCGCCCCUCUCAAGAAGGUGACUCUUCCACGAUUAGAACUCUGCGCUGCCCACUUAUUAGCUCAACUCGUAAACUUCUGUUGUUCUUCAUUCAAACCCUUAAUUUCACUCAACCAAUGUUAUUUGUGGUGUGAUUCUUCAGUAACCUUGACAUGGCUUCAAACUCCAUCUUACAGGCUGAAAACAUUCGUGGCUAACAGAGUCACCCAAACACAAGAACUUGUCCCCUAUCACUGUUGGCGUUACAUCCCUAGCAAGGAAAACCCUGCUGAUUGUGCUUCAAGAGGUAUUCUAGCCACUGAGCUUGUGUCUCACCCCCUUUGGUGGUCAGGGCCUUCUUGGCUUUCUCUUCCCCCUUCAAACUGGCCUGAUGUAACUUUUUCACCUACAGAUAUCUCAACAUUAGAUGAAGUAAAACACACUCCUCUAACUGUACUUGUGUCAACUACCACUGAAUCUACGCUGACCAAUCUUCUCAUUAAAUAUUCUUCAUGGGAACGACUUCUUAGGAUUUUUGCUUACGUCCUUCGUUUCAUACACAACUGUAAAGGUUCUGAAAAACGCCAAGGUUUCAUCUCAACACAGGAACUGAAAGACACAAAAUAUCACAUUUUUAAACUUGUACAAAAAGAAGUAUUCACAGAAGAAAUCAACUGCCUCAAACGGAAAUCAUUUUGCUCCACUCGUUUACAACGUCUUUCACCUUUCAUUGACUCAUUUGGAUUAUUGCGUGUUGGAGGACGUCUUUCUCAGACAUCACUUCCUGAAGAUGCUCGACAUCCCAUUAUUCUGCCAAAAAAGCAUCAUGUGGUAAAUCUCCUCAUUGACCACUACCAUAUCUACAAUCUUCAUUCAGGCCCUCAGCUUACUCAAGCAUUACUUUACAAACAUGUUUGGAUACUGUCUGCCCGUUGUGCCAUACGCUCUCGUAUCCAUAAAUGUGUCAGAUGUUUCAAAGUCAAACCUAGAAAUGUGUGUCCUCUCAUGGCUGAUCUCCCUCAGUCUCGUGUAACUCCUGCUCGACCUUUCCUCCACACCGGCAUAGAUUAUGCAGGGCCUUUUACUGUAAAAAUCUUCAACCUCAAGGCAGUGAGACACAUAAAGUCAUACUUUUGUACUUUCAUCUGCCUCGUCACGAAAGCUGUACAUUUGGAAGUAGUAACAGACCUAACGACUGAAUCUUUCAUUGCUGCAAUGACUCGAUUUGUAUCUCGCAGAGGACAUUCUUCCGACAUUUACUCGGAUUGUGGGUCCAACUUCAUUGGUGCUGACUCUACCCUACGCAAGAUUGUUGAAAAAUCUCUUUAUUGUCAAGACUCCAAACGGAAGAUUCAACGAUUCUCUUCACUUAAAGGCAUCAAUUUUCAUUUUAAUCCACCAGCCGCUCCGCAUCAAGGAGGAUUGUGGGAAUCGUCUGUAAAGAAUGUGAAACAUCAUCUCCGUCGAGUAAUGGGAAACUCAGUCUUAACACUCAUUGAAUUCAUCACAUUGUUGACCCAAAUCGAAGCAAUGCUCAAUUCCCGACCACUGACACCUCUUUCAAAUGAUCCUUCGGAUCUCGCAGCACUGACUCCCGGACACUUCCUGAUUGGUGCACCCCUCACAGCAGUACCUGAACCUAAUCUCCUGACAGUUCCUGAAAACCGUCUCAAGCAAUGGCAGCUAGUUCAAGCAUUUCAUCAACGCACAUGGCAUAGAUGGCACCUAGAAUACUUAAACAACUUGCAACAACGUACCAAGUGGACUCGGAAAUCAAAAAAUCUUGAAGUGGGUGACCUUGUUCUGGUACAUAUGGACUCACCACCUCUCUCGUGGCCUCUCGCUCGAAUUACAGCAGUUCAUCCAGGGGCUGAUGGGGUUGUGCGAGUGAUAGACUUAAAAACAUCAAGUGGCAACCUCAGAAGAUCUGCCCACAAAGUGUUUCCCCUGCCAACUGUGGAUUCGUGA